AAGUUUAGAUGGACAGGAUAGUCAAAGGCCAUCAAUUGUUUGAUGGAGUAUUUCUUGCUAUAAUUGAUGGAGUAGAGUUUAAUCUGGGUGUCUACACAAUUCCAGCCUCCGCCGAUUUCAACACCAUCGACUAUGCCAUCGGGGCCCUCUUACAUGCCGCAGGAGGAUUGCACUCAGCAGGCGAUGCAGCUUGUUUCCUCUGUGAUGAAUAUGUUAGAUGGUCAGAUUCCCGAGGAGAUGUGGGAGGAUAUUCAAGAGGAGCUUAUGCGAGUGAUCCAGCCUACUGCUACUUUUGCGAUGGUUUCUAGGCAAAUAAUGAAAUCUUGUAGAAGGCGGGUUCCUACUCGGGUGCAAAGCCAGAUUAUGAACUUCUUGGCCACUCAAAAGGCAUUUACUGGUAGUGGAGAGAGUAGCAGACAUAGUGGAGAUGAUGCUAUUGGGAGCACGAGUCGUAGGGAUGGAGCCGCCAGUGGCAACGCGGACGAUGACAUGGAUAGGGCGGAUGACCUAUCUUAGUGAGUUAUAUCCUAAACUCGUGUUUGUAUAUUGUGGACAUCUUUAUAGUUGAGAUUAUGAUACUCGUGUUUGUAUAUUGUGGAUUUAGAACUUAUGAUAUGUGUGUACAGGUUUGUUAUGGGAUUUUUUGUGGAUUUAGAACUUAAGAUAUGCGUGUAUGGUUUGUUGUGGAAAUUUUUGUG
This is a messenger RNA of Asparagus officinalis (garden asparagus), 698 nucleotides long. RefSeq lists its product as uncharacterized. Bases 133 to 516 code for a protein of 127 amino acids. NCBI's taxonomy places the organism in Eukaryota, Viridiplantae, Streptophyta, Magnoliopsida, Asparagales, Asparagaceae. The record is from RefSeq and is a predicted model, not a curated record. The transcript has 3 exons.